Molecule: messenger RNA, 3786 nt
Organism: Peromyscus leucopus (white-footed mouse)
Lineage: Eukaryota; Metazoa; Chordata; Mammalia; Rodentia; Cricetidae
Product: CCAAT/enhancer-binding protein zeta-like
Exons: 5
Coding region: 48-2213 (721 amino acids)
Cellular component (GO): nucleus
Source: RefSeq, a predicted model, not a curated record
CCGGAAGGGGGAAGUGAGUCGCGGGCCGCGCGCGUGUCCCGCCAGCAAUGUCGGCGAACCAGCAACCUUUCGAGUUCCAUGCCAAGCGGCACUGGCGUCCCAAAGAGGUGACAGGAGAUCCGGAGGAGGAAGACGAGGAGGAGAGCGACGAGGCCAAGAAUGGCUUCUCCCUGGAGGAGGUGUUACGCCUCGGAGGCACCAAGCAAGAUUAUCUCAUGCUGGCUACUUUGGAUGAAAAUGAGGAGGUGGUGGACGGAGGCAAAAAAGGAACAAUUGACGACCUUCAGCAAGGCGAAUUGGAGGCAUUCAUUCAAAAUCUUAAUUUGGCCAAAUACGCAAAGUCUUUGAUUGAAGAGGAUGAACCAGAUAAAAAAGAAAAUGCUAGCAAAAAAGAAGAAAAAAUACUGAAGGUAGAAAGUAAAAAACAAAAAGCAACAGAAAGUAAAACUGCAUCAGAAAAAAAGGUGAAAAAUAAGAGUGUACCAGAACAUCAUGCAGAUAGCAGUACCAUCCCCAAAACAAAGAAAAAUAAACAACCUGAUGUGUUCGAGUUUCUUGAGAGACCAACGCUGUUAUUCAAACCUGGAGGCAAGUGGUAUGACAUGGAGUACAGCAACGAAUAUUCCUUGGAACCCCAGGCUCGGGAUGUAGUGUCUGAAUACAAAGCCCUGGCUCAGAAGCUUUAUGAGCAUGAGGUCAGCUUAUUCAAAAAUAAGACAAAUAACCAAAAGGGAGGUUCUUCCACCUGGAUGAAGGCAAUUGUGUCGUCGGGGACACUGGGUGACAGGCUAGCAGCCAUGAUCCUUCUGAUCCAGGAUGACGCUGUUCACACACUCCAGUUUGUAGAAACCCUCUUGAACCUGGUGAAGAAGAAGGGCAGCAAGCAGCAGUGCCUCAUGGCUUUGGAUACGUUCAAGGAGUUACUCAUCACAGACCUUCUGCCAGACAGCCGGAAGCUCCGCGUCUUCAGCCAGCACCCUUUCCACCAACUGGAAGAGCUGUCCAGCGGCAACAGGGACUCGAGAGACAGAAGACUCAUACUGUGGUAUUAUGAACACCAGCUGAAGCACCUAGUGGCAGAGUUCGUGCAGGUCCUCGAAACGCUAAGUCACGAUUCCUUGGUAGCCACUAAAACCCGAGCCCUGGUAGCUGCUCACGAGCUUCUCUGUGAUAAGCCCGAGGAGGAAAAGGCUCUUCUCGUGCAGGUGGUCAAUAAGCUGGGAGAUCCUCAGAACAGAAUCGCCACAAAAGCUUCCCAUCUGUUAGAGGUGUUGCUGCGGAAGCAUCCCAAUAUGAAAGGAGUCGUGUGUGGAGAAAUAGAAAGGCUACUCUUUCGCUCAAAUAUCAGCUCCAAAGCUCAGUAUUAUGCAAUUUGCUUUUUAAACCAGAUGGUCCUCUCCCAUGAAGAAAGUGAGUUGGCUAACAAAUUAAUAACUCUUUAUUUUUGUUUCUUUCGGACUUGUAUCAAGAAAAAAGACAUUGAAUCAAAAAUGCUCAGCGCCAUUUUAACAGGAGUGAACAGAGCGUAUCCUUAUUCCCAGAUAGGCGACGACAAAGUGAGGGAGCAGGUGGACACUUUAUUCAAAGUGCUGCAUGUUGUAAAUUUUAAUACUAGUGUGCAGGCUUUAAUGCUGCUUUUCCAAGUGAUGAAUUCUCAACAGACAAUAUCUGACCGGUAUUAUACAGCAUUAUACAGAAAGAUGUUGGAUCCAGGGUUGAUGACAUGUUCGAAGCAUGCGAUGUUUCUUAACCUUGUCUACAAAUCUCUGAAAGCAGACGUCAUGUUGCGCCGGGUGAAGGCUUUUGUGAAGCGGUUACUUCAGAUUACUUGCACACAGAUGCCACCAUUCAUCUGUGGAGCAUUGUAUCUUGUGUCGGAGAUCCUUAAAGCAAAACCAGAUUUAAGAAGCCAACUAGAUGAUCAUCCGGAUUCGGAUGAAGAAAACUUUGUUGAUGUGGGCGAUGACAGUGACGUAGAAAAGUUCACUGAUGCAGACAAAGAAACAGAGGUUGAUGCGGUGAAGGAAGUCGGGGCGGAAGACACUGGGACUGUGAGCGUCACAGAAGCCGAGAAACCGAAGGCUGCUUCCUGGGUGCACUUUGACAACCUGAAGGGUGGCAAGCAGUUAAAGACAUAUGAUCCAUUCAGUAGAAAUCCUUUGUUUUGUGGAGCUGAAAAUACAAGUCUUUGGGAGCUCAGAAAGGUAAAAUAAUUUCAUCUAUGUUUUAAUUUGUUAGUGGUACAUAAUCUUCCUUUCAUGGCUUAUAACACAUUGAAACUUUACUUGUAAAUGAUGAAGUUAAUAUGAAAUUACACAUGGGCAAAAUAUAGUGUGGUGUGUUUAUUUUACAGAAACUUUUGUGCAUGUAAAUAAAAAUACCAUGCCUGGCUUACAAAUAAGAAUGUAGAUUGUUGCAUGUAGUUUUCUAUAAUGUGUGCUGCAGUUGUAUGAGAAUAGAAAUCUUUUACUAAGUUGUUCUGUAAAUGAAGAAGAGGAAUUGGGUUUCUAAUAGCCUUCUUGUGAUCAAAAGACUAAGUUUCUUCCUAUGUACUUAAUUCUUGCAAUGUGACCACAGAUCCUCACACCACUCCAUUGAAUCUCCAAGAUCACAGCUAAUGGCCUGGUGGUACCAGGGUAUCAUUUUCUUGGUAACUGUGCUCACUAUAGCACAGGUGAUAUAAAAAGAAAAUGCGGUGAACUGCUAAUGCCCUGCUACAGUUAAAGAUGGUGACACCUAGCUGUGUUUGUAGCCAUUAAAUUCUGUUUGAGUCUUCUCUGCUUGUACUUGUAGAAUAAAUAAGGGAAGGGGAAGCCAGUAUCACCUACAAUGGUAAAGCAAGUAUUGCUUUCAUUGUCUUGACCUUAAAUACAUGCCAGUGUUCCCUGUGUAUAUGGCGAGUGUACAUACCCAUUCCUGCUGUGCACCAAAGUGUGAGGGUCAAACUGUCUCAAGGUAGAACUUGGUUAGCUGUUCCUGUCCCAUAUAGCUGCUUCCUGAUAGACUGACUGGCAUGCUGUUUACUCUGAGACACAUUUGCUUGUAAAUAAAGUAAUGGAUUCUUUUGCUUCAGGCAAAACAACUAAUAAUAUUUGCUGUCAGUGACAGAAUUUACUCUCAAAAGGAGGAUGACCAUUGGGCUCUCAUAAGCAGUGCCUUUGUACAGAGGGGUCAGACCUCUGUACAAAGUUUGCUGAUAAAAUUAGUAAUCACACCAACAGUGCAAUUUUGUGCAAUUUGGAGAAACUGCCCAACUCAUCCAGUGUUUUUUAAAUGACCAAUGUACAGUGUUGCAUAUUCACUUGUAGGUAAGGUCUACAUUCUUGGUAGACCAGUUAACUCUAAGUUAAACAGAUGCCUAAGGCCAAUUGGUGUGGUUGAUUCUACCCUGCAGUUAAUUUCCCUUUCCAUAUACCAUCACAGAAGAAAAUCCCCACGUAGGUGAAAGACUUGUUAAAUCCUUAAAUUCUUUUUUCAACCACAGAUCUGUUUGAGGCUAGAUUCUCUUUGUAUAUGUUCAAAUAGUAUGGAAUACAGGAAAAGAUUUAAAAAUGGAUUAUGUUCUACUCACCAAACACAAAAAUAUUAAUUAACUAAUAUUUGCAAAAUGAGUUAAUGCUUCUUAAUUUGUAAUUUUUUCUUCUGAAAAAAAUACUUAUUUUUCAUGAACAUGUUUACAUAAAUAUCUAGUGGGUACAUAUUUAUUAUUUUCAUUUUAUGCAGGUGAGUAUUUUGCUUCCAUGUAUGUAAGUCUACCCACAUGCAUACCUAGUUCCCAAGGAGGCC